UCCGGCCGGUAUCAGUCAUUCAGUUUUCACUUUUUCAGUCAUAUAUCUCCAUUCACCGCAGUAUCAGAUAAAAAAAUCUAUGUAUUGAGUGAUGUGUUUAAUUUGAAUUCGUUGAUUUUGACGUUUUGGUCGUAGAGUAACUAAACCCAGUCAACUUAAUAGUUUUGUGUUCAAUAAAUCAUAUUUGUACUGUUUUUAAAGAGGUAAUUUAAAUAUUUUCUGGUUUUACAUAUAUUCAAUCACUAGAGACUUACCAUCUAGCCUCUACUAUCUUAUACAUAUAUUUUUAACUGUGUUAUACAAUUAGGUAUAAUAUUAUGUUGGACAUAUCUUUAAGUAAAGCAUAUUUAUUGUGCUGUGCAAUAUUAGUAUUCAUUCGAUGGACAGAAAGUAAAAAUGUGGAGUACGUAACUUGUGGAACUGUUGCAAAGUUGUACAAUAUUGACCUAAAAGUAAGGUUGCAUUCACAUGAUGUUAAAUAUGGGGCAGGCAGUGGUCAGCAAUCUGUAACCGGAACCGAUUUAUCAGAAGAUAUUAAUUCACAUUGGGAAAUUAAAGCUCAAACUGGAAAACAUUGUAAAAGAGGUGAGCCUAUUAAAUGUGGAAGUAUAAUUAGAUUCACCCAUUUAACCACCAAAAAGAACCUUCAUUCACAUUUAUUCAGUUCUCCUUUAUCUGGUAACCAAGAAGUAUCUGCAUAUGGUAAUGACGGAGAAGGAGAUACUGGUGACCACUGGUAUGCAGAUUGCAGUGGAGACUAUUGGGAAAGAGAUGAUGAUAUUCGAUUAAAACAUGUAGAUACUGGAUCAUAUUUAAUGGCUUCAAGUUUAUCAUAUGGUCGACCAAUUAAUGGACAAAAAGAGAUUGCUGCCGUAAAAAACCCAGGACCAUUUUCAACUCAUUGGCGGGUCAAAGAAGGCAUAUUUAUCCAUAAAGACGAACCAAAUGAUUUUCAUUCAGAUUACCUACAUACAGAACUAUAAUAUUGUUCCAUUUAAGUAUUGAAUUCUCAAUUAUUUUAUAAUUUUGUACAUUCAUUAAGUACUACACACUGUUUAUAGCAGAAAACACAAUUAAAUAUGGUUUCCUUAAAAUCUAAAAUAAUUUAUAAUAACAAGGUUUA
Molecule: messenger RNA, 1123 nt
Organism: Diuraphis noxia (Russian wheat aphid)
Lineage: Eukaryota; Metazoa; Arthropoda; Insecta; Hemiptera; Aphididae
Product: stromal cell-derived factor 2
Source: RefSeq, a predicted model, not a curated record